Molecule: messenger RNA, 372 nt
Organism: Zingiber officinale
Lineage: Eukaryota; Viridiplantae; Streptophyta; Magnoliopsida; Zingiberales; Zingiberaceae
Exons: 1
Coding region: 1-372 (123 amino acids)
Source: RefSeq, a predicted model, not a curated record
AUGCUCAGUCAGCAGAUAAGGAGAGCAGACUUUCACUUCCACCCGAAGUGUUAUGACCUCCAAAUUGCACAUCUUGCAUAUGCGGACGACCUUCUUCUAUUCUCCCGUGGGGAUCGUUCCUCCAUCACUAUAAUUAUGGACUGCUUGGAAAAGUUUGGGAUGAUGGCUGGCCUAAGACCUAACAUCAGCAAAUCUUGCAUAUAUCUGGCUGAGGUAGAGGAGGAUGUAAGGCAAGACUUGAUUGACAUUACAGGGUUCCAGGAGGGAACCAUGCCUUACAGAUAUCUUGGGAUCCCGUUGGCAUCAGAAAAGUUGAAGAUAGCGGAUUAUAGCCCACUGAUAGAUGCUUUGAGCCGGAGGAUUAAUGCAUGA